This is a messenger RNA of Oncorhynchus gorbuscha (pink salmon), 5549 nucleotides long. Its product is annotated as roundabout homolog 2-like. The transcript is spliced from 28 exons. Gene Ontology annotation, molecular function: protein binding. Lineage: Eukaryota; Metazoa; Chordata; Actinopteri; Salmoniformes; Salmonidae. The record is from RefSeq and is a predicted model, not a curated record. The coding region runs from base 561 to 4802 and encodes 1413 amino acids.
AUUCAGUUCAUUCAAGAGAGAGGAUGGAAUGGGAGAAGAUAAAUAAUGAAAGUCUCUAUCAAGAAUGAAACUGCAUAUACUGUCACAGAAGUGACCUUUUUGACGAGGAAGUUGAUUCUCAAUACCAAGCAACCUGGACUCGGGGGUAGACAGCCUAACAUCGUGGGCUAAAUGUAAAUCUGGACAGCGUUAUGAAAAAAAUCCCAUCAACAAACAAUACGGUGACAGCGGCAGAUAAAUCUAAGAAAAUAGAGCAUCUUCACUCUACUCCCGACCGUAUCCAGGCGCGUAAAUUUGCCAUCCUUCAGAUAUAAGAAAACACCUUAAGGAACUUAUUCUUAAGAAUGUUGUAUGUAGUCUUUCUGAAGCACUUGUGAUGCUGCAAGUGGUGAAGUCGUAGAAAUUGUCUCAGCGUGUGGGGCUGACUUUCCAAAGUUGUCGGAGUCGGCUUCUGUAGACUUGACAGACCGUACCCACAUUUGGAUAAUUUAGAGUUUUUGAGGGGGAUACCUGAGAAACUUUUCUUGUUUGAAGACAAUUUUAUCAUACACCAGAGGGUAAUGGAGUUUCGCCUCACGUUGGAUACCCUACCGGUUAUUUUUGCGCUUAUUGGUUUCGUUUUUGGAUCCCGACCCAGGUUGGAGGAUGCCCCUCCGCGAAUCGUGGAGCACCCCUCUGACCUGAUCGUGUCCAAGGGCGAGCCGGCCACCCUCAACUGCAAAGCAGAGGGGCGUCCUAGCCCCAUGGUGGAGUGGUACAAAGAUGGCGAACGAGUGGAGACGGACAGGGAAGAUCCGCGCUCCCACCGUAUGCUGCUGCCCAGCGGCUCCCUGUUCUUCCUGCGUAUCGUCCAUGGUCGACGGAGCAAACCCGACGAGGGGGUCUAUGUGUGCGUGGCACGCAACUACCUAGGCGAGGCCGUCAGUCGCAACGCAUCACUGGAAGUGGCAAUCUUGAGGGAUGACUUCAGGCAGACACCCAGUGACGUAGUCGUGGCGGCAGGGGAGCCGGCGGUCAUGGAGUGCAUCCCCCCGCGGGGCCAUCCGGAGCCCACCAUCUCCUGGAAGAGGAACAACAUGAAGGUCAACGACCACGAUGAGAGGAUCACCAUCCGAGGAGGAAAGUUGAUGAUUUCAAACACGAGGAAGAGCGAUGCGGGCAUGUUUGUGUGUGUGGGCACCAAUAUGGUGGGAGAAAGGGACAGCGACCCAGCAGAACUUGUGGUGUUUGAGCGGCCCAUGUUCGUUAAGCGUCCAGUGAACCAGGUGGUGCUGGCAGAUGACAUGGUGGACUUCCUGUGUGAGGCCCAUGGAGACCCCGCCCCCACCAUCCGCUGGAGGAGAGAGGAGGGAGAGCUGCCCCGUGGCAGGUCAGAGAUCCGCAGUGACCACAGCUUGCGUCUGACUCAGGUCCGGGCCGAGGACGAGGGCACCUACACGUGUGUGUCUGAGAACAGCGUGGGAAAGGCAGAGGCAUCGGGCAGCCUGCAGGUCCACGUGGGUCCAUUUAUGCCCCCUCAGAUCGUUGUUCGACCCCGGGACCAGAUCACAGGCCAGGGUCGCACCGUAACCUUCCUCUGUGGCACCAAGGGCAACCCUCCACCCGCUGUGUUCUGGCAGAAAGAAGGCAGCCAGAUCCUGCUGUUCCCCAUCCAGGAAGCUGCCCAGUCCGGCCGAUACUCUGUGUCUCUGAGCGGGGAGCUGACCAUCACAGACGUCCUCAGUGAGGACUCGGGAUACUACAUCUGUCAGGCCAUCUCUGUGGCCGGGAGCAUCCUCACCAAGGCCCUGCUGGAGGUCGAGAGUGCACCCUCCGACCGAGUCCCGCCCAUCAUCCGCCAAGGGCCAGCCAAUCAAACGUUGGCACCAGGCUCCACCGCUCAGUUGCAGUGCCACGUGAUGGGCAACCCUCUGCCCAGCAUCCAAUGGGAGAAGGAUGGCCAAAGGAUACUUGGCGACGAGCGUGUCAGCAUGAUGGAGAAGGGAACGUUUCAGAUCACAAACCUGCAGGAAACCGACUCAGGGGCCUACACCUGCGUGGCUUCCAGCUCGAGCGGAGAGACGACAUGGAGCGGAGUACUCACGGUGAAAGAGAGUGGAGGUUCGUCUGUCCCCCAGGCAUCAGAACCUUUCCAGCUGCCAGGACCGCCCCAGAAGCCUGUGGUGACCGACGUGACGCGCAACAGUGUCACCCUCACCUGGCAGCCCAACGCCCACGAGGGAGGCGCCGCCGUCACCUCAUACAUCAUCGAGGCCUUCAGCCAAUCAGCAGGCAGUACAUGGCAAACGGUGGCUGACUUGGUCAAGUUGGAGAAACACACGGUCAGUGGUCUCUUCCCCAACACCAUCUACCUAUUCAUCGUCCGAGCGGUCAACGCUUAUGGCCUGAGUGACCCCAGCCCCAUCUCUGAGCCCGUCCGCACACAAGAUGUAAGUCCCACCGGCCAGGGAGUGGACCACAGGCAGGUCCAGAAAGAGCUGGGAGAGGUGGCCGUUCAGCUUCAGGAUCCCGUCACACUCACUGCCUCCAGUGUUCAAGUAUCAUGGAUGGUGGACCGUCAGUCCCAGUACAUCCAGGGCUACCGGAUUCUCUACCGGCCCAGGGGUGGCACCUGGCAGCUGCAGGAUGUCAAGGCCCCGUCGGAGCGCCUGGCUGUGGUCGCUGAUCUGCUCAAAGGCACUGAGUACGAGAUCAAGAUCCGGCCCUAUUUCGACGAGUUCCAGGGCAUGGACAGCCGGCUGCUUCUGGUCAGAACACCAGAGGAAGUCCCGAGUGCCCCUCCCAAAGCAGUCACCGUGGUUACAGUGAAGCUGAGCAACAGCUCCAGCAUUAGUGUCUCCUGGGAGCCUCCCCCCGCCGAGAUGCAGAAUGGAAUCAUCCAGGAGUACAAGGUGUGGUGUGUAGGCAACGACACCCAGACCCGCUACCACAUCAACACCACCGUAGAUGGCACCUUCCUCUCCACUGUGCUCAAGGGGCUGCUGCCAGGCAUUCUGUACCAGGUGGAGGUGGCAGCAGUGACCAGCGCCGGAGUGGGCACCCACAGCCAGCCUGUGUCCAUCCUCAUUAAGCUGCCAGCGGAGGCACCUUCAGUGCCCAGCGAGGACAGUGAUGAAGGCAGCGUGAGCCUGGCCGAGCAGAUCACUGAUGUGGUGAAGCAGCCGGCGUUCAUCGCUGGGAUCGGCGGGGCCUGCUGGGCCAUCCUCAUGGGUUUCAGUGUGUGGAUCUACUGCCGCCGCAAGAAGAGAAAGGAACUGAGUCACUAUACCGCAUCGUUCAACUACACACCUGCAGUUGGCUUUCCACAUGGAGAGGCAUCUGGACUCAAUGGAAGGCCUGGCAUGCUGGGUGGCAACAUGGGCAAUUACCCAUGGCUGGCAGACUCAUGGCCCACCACCAACCUGGUCCAUAGUGGCAAAGAGGCCGUCAACUGCUGCACCUCCAAACACGACACUGCAGAGAGAUACUACAAUGAAGCGGGCAUAUCCAACUACCUAAACCAGACAGAGAAGUACAGCACGGGCGAUUCCACCGAAGGCCCUAUCUACAGCACCAUCGACCCCACCGCCGAGGACCUCCGCAGCUUUAACAGCCCCUACUCCUCCACCACGCCCUACGCCAGCACUCCAAUCAUGCCCUUCACCAACCAGGCACUCCAGGGGUCUCACAGCCCCACAGAGCAAGAUGGCGGCCACUGGAUCACCCAGCCCGCCGGACCUUCCUCCCAGUACGCCCAACCCGACCGCUGCAGGACGGACAGCGGUAAACCCAAGCAGAAGUCAAUGGGCAAGGCGGUGAAAACCCCCUCUAUGAACUGGACUGAAGCCCUGCCAGCGCCCCCCUCCUUUGGGGAGCUGGAGCAGUGUGUGGUGGAGGAUUUGCCCAUAGAUGACCAUGAGGACAUGGAGCUAGGGUCUGAUGAGGAAGAGUGGUGCCCGCCCCUUCCAGACAGGACCUAUCUGACCGAGGGAUGUGAGGAUGGUCCCGCCCCUCCCCUCAGGGGUGGUGUCUCGUCCCCCACCACUUCCUACAGUCACCAGUCCACUGCUACUCUCACGCCAUCGCCCCGAGAGGAGAGCCACCAUCCACCCCACGACACAGCACACCUUCACCACCAUGACGGGCAGCAGCUAGCACGUAGAUUACCUUGUGGUCCCGUCCCAGUGCCCCUGGUGCCCAGCCCUCCCCUCACCCAGUCCAACCCUAACCUCUCAGCCCAGCAGCACAGUGAGGACACCGAGGGGGGCACACCGCUCCGCAAUGGCUCGAAUCAUCGCCGUGACUUCACUGAGGGGGAAACGCUGAGUGCCGACAAUAUCAGCUCCACCACACCUACAAGAGCUCUGCCAUCCCCAGCAGACAACACACAGGCUCCCCCUGGCCAGAAGUCGCGAGUGAAAAAGAAGACCUCCAAGGGCGGCGCUUACAGAAGAGAGGUGCUGAACCAAGGAGACCUCCCCCCUCCACCAGAGCCACCUCCAGAGAACGGAGCAGUUCGGGGCUCAGCAGGGACUGUAGAAUGUGGCAACACGUCCCUGGACAGAGAGGGGGGCCCUGGGACCUUGUCCUCCAUGGAGAGGAAAGAAGGAGAGCGGAGCACUCCCAACAGGAAGGGAUCGGGACAGCGACGCCAAGACGAUGAGGACCUGAUCUCAUAUGGCAAACCCAGCUACCUGGUGGGGCGGGGGGGUCAUAUGUCCAGCAACUGCUCCACCACAGGAAGCUCCUCAUCGCGGGGCUCCACAGGGUCACGAGGGGGUCACUGCCCGGGCAGGAAAUGCAACGAGGAGCGGAGGAAAUGAGAUAAGCGGAGACAGGAACAUUCUCACGUAGAAACAAAACACGUUCCUUUGAUGCCUCCCGUUUUAUUUUAUUUUUCCAUCGACGCAAACAGCUACAAAAUAAAGAAUAUGAUCACAUUCUAAGGAACAAUGGAAGAAGAACGGACUUUCAUUCUUUUUUUGCUAUUAUUAUGAUUAUUUAUGACUUUUGGACUCAUCCCGCAUUCAUUUGUAAAUAGCCAUCUCUGUACUGUUUUUACGUGGGUUCUGGAUACAGGGAUAGAAAAAGUAUAUUGUAUUUAUAAUGAAAAAAAAGGUCCAUUAUUAUAAACCGUUAAUGUCUUGAAUGUGCCAACCUCUUUUUGUAGAAAUGCAUACCGUUUCGAGAAGCAUAAAGGCUAUUGCACUUGUUGUGGCGGAGAAACAACAAAAAAUAUGGAGCACAAUGUGUGUUGUCAGGCAGCCGGCCAGACAGAUUAAACUGCAGGGGUUCGUCGUCCUCUCAGGACGCCUCUGCCUGUCUUCUCUGUCGUCUUUGGAUCCCUAUCGCCUGUCGUCCGAUGAGAAUGUCGUUCUUUUCUACGUUAGAUUUUUUUUUUUUUUUUACAGAGAAAGCUUGUUGUGAAAAGAUUGUAACCGUCACUUUUUGAGUGUUGCUGCAAUUGUGCGAUGACUUAUUCUGUUAAAAAAAGACCUGUUCUGUCGACUAACUUUUUGGUAGUCUUGUUGUUUUGUAAAAAUACAAUAAAAUACAUUUGUUGAACAAUA